AUGGAAGCCCUAAUGUUUCAUAAAAUGUUAUUAAUGAAACAGGAGGAGCGGGGGAAGCUUGAACUUCCGGAAAUGCAAAACCUAAAUCACAUCCCGACACUUUUCGGAAAGUUGCCAGUUCCUCAGACUGAAACUUUAAAUGUGAAGAUGAGUGAUGAUGUGUGUGAUGAAGCGGAAUCGGGUAGUUCAGAAAUGUCGCCUGGUCAUUCGCCUCGGGAAAAUUCAUUGCAAUCCGUCAGCCAGUUGGAUAUUUCCCUGGAUCCAAAUGACCACGUGAAAAGACCUAUGAAUGCUUUUAUGGUUUGGAGUAGAGGGCAGAGGAGAAAAAUGGCUCAAGAAAACCCGAAGAUGCAUAAUUCCGAAAUUAGCAAACGCUUGGGCUCCGAAUGGAAGAAUUUAAGCGAGCUUGAGAAGCGACCAUUCAUCGACGAGGCGAAACGACUGCGCGCUCUCCAUAUGAAGGAGCACCCAGACUACAAGUAUCGGCCCCGCCGGAAGCCGAAACAGUCCCAGAAGGUGAAACAGCCCCAGAUGCCUGCAAUUAGCCUGCAACUACCUUUCCCUACAACAAAUCCAUUCUUAUCGUAUAACACUAUUGCUAAGCCGGAUUCGAAUCUAUGCUAUCCGUUCUUUUCGGGUUUUGAGCCAUGGAUGAUGUACCAGGCAGCCAGUCUGGCCGCGAUGCAACAAGCCCAACAACCGCUGAAUGUGCCAACUACCUCAUCUACCCAG
Molecule: messenger RNA, 732 nt
Organism: Mesorhabditis spiculigera
Lineage: Eukaryota; Metazoa; Nematoda; Chromadorea; Rhabditida; Rhabditidae
Source: the annotation of a GenBank genome assembly